UUAAUUGUUACUCUUUAAUUGUUGUUAAUUUUUUUUUAUCCAUAAUGAAUUUGAUUAAUAGUAAAUUCUCAAAAAAUGUUCGAGAUACUUUGAUAAAAUCGUUUAAAACGUUAGGUCGAGAUCCGAGUUACUUUUCUCAAGUCAAACAAGAUGAAAGUGAAACUCAUUCUUCUGAUUUUGACUCAACUGACAUGGGUUCAGAGGAACCAUUCCUUGAAUCAGCCAAUCCAACUAAAAUGAUCCUUUUCUUGGAAUACAUUGUAACCAAUGAGCCGGACAAAGCAGAUGAAUCAAUUUAUAACAGUUUACUUGAUUGUUACCUGAUUGUUUAUAAAAAGGAAUCAAAUCAAGAUGAAUGUGAUAAUUUACGUAAAAAGAUUAUGUCACUUUUGAAAGACAAUGCUGGAAAGUAUAGCUUUGAACAAGCAAUGAUCUCAUGCCGGAUGAACCAUUUUAUUGAUGGAUUAUUAUUUAUCUAUCAACAAGCUCAACUUUAUGAUCUUAUACUUGAUUAUUACAUUGAAGUUGAUGAUGUUAAUAUGAUUGUGGACACUUGUGAAAAGUUCAGCGAGGAAGAUGAACGCCUAUGGGUUCGAGCAUUUUGGUAUUUUGCCAAAAUUCCGGAAAUUGAGAUGUCCCAUUUACAUCGAGUACUUGAAGAGGUAGACAAACGUAAUCUAAUACCACCCAUAAGUGUCAUCGACAUUUUAUCAACCAAUUCACCGAAUGCCACUUUAACUGCAAUCAAAGAUUAUCUAGUCCGUUGGUUAACCAAAACAAGUGAAACUGUUACAAAAAACAAUGAGCUUAUUUCAGAAUAUCAAGAGUCAACCGAAAAGAUGAGAGAUGAAAUUGAAUCAAUUCGAACUCAGCCCAAAAUAUUUCAAUCAAGUCGAUGUUCAUCUUGUAAGAUGCACUUAGAAUUACCAUCAAUCCAUUUUCUCUGUGGUCAUUCAUAUCAUCAGGGGUGUUUGGAAUCACCAGAGAUGCCAUCAGACUCACCGAGAGACAAAGGAUGUCCACUUUGUUUACCUGAGCAAAUUAGAUUAACAACAAUGAUCACAACACAAAAGGAAAACAAUUUCGGUUCCAUAAUAGAUGAUGAUUAACAAUCAAUUCCAAAAAAUUAAAUUUCUACAUGUACAUACACAUAUAUUCAUAAAUAUAUCUUAAAGAAAAAGAUUCAAUUCCAAAUAAUCUAUGUAAAUAUAUCAUCAUUAUCAUCGAAUCUAAUAUAUAUAUAUGGUCAAGCCUCCAGCUGAUUGUGUUAUUUUCCCACAAAGAGACAAAAUAAUUUGGACAAUCAAAAAAUCCUCCAAGAUAAAUGAAGAAAGUUAGAAAGUGAAAUUGUAAUUGCUGUUAAAAAAAAAAUGUCACAACAAUUAUCAAAAUUGUCAUUCAUUGUUAACUCUCAACCACCACCACCAAAACAACAACAAUGAUAAUGAAUUGAAAUGGAAUCACUUAAUUGCUGGUUAAUCAACAAAACUACUCCUGUUAAAACCUGUUACACUUUUACAACAAUUUAACACCGCAACAAAUGAUUCAUGUUUAUUAAAUAAUUGUAAUCAGUAGCAACAAUUACAAUGAAACCGCCA
This is a messenger RNA of Panonychus citri (citrus red mite), 1598 nucleotides long. RefSeq names its product vacuolar protein sorting-associated protein 11 homolog. Gene Ontology annotation, molecular function: protein-macromolecule adaptor activity. NCBI's taxonomy places the organism in Eukaryota, Metazoa, Arthropoda, Arachnida, Trombidiformes, Tetranychidae. The transcript has 2 exons. Gene Ontology annotation, biological process: organelle fusion; vacuole organization; endosome organization. Gene Ontology annotation, cellular component: HOPS complex; endosome. The record is from RefSeq and is a predicted model, not a curated record. The coding region runs from base 45 to 1109 and encodes 354 amino acids.